Molecule: messenger RNA, 770 nt
Organism: Beta vulgaris subsp. vulgaris (sugar beet)
Lineage: Eukaryota; Viridiplantae; Streptophyta; Magnoliopsida; Caryophyllales; Amaranthaceae
Product: 40S ribosomal protein S16
Exons: 1
Coding region: 91-540 (149 amino acids)
Biological process (GO): translation; maturation of SSU-rRNA from tricistronic rRNA transcript (SSU-rRNA, 5.8S rRNA, LSU-rRNA)
Cellular component (GO): ribosome; cytosolic small ribosomal subunit
Molecular function (GO): RNA binding; structural constituent of ribosome
Source: RefSeq, a predicted model, not a curated record
AAACCCUAUAACCCUACCGUCUUCUUCUCCCCUUUUCAACCCCAAGAGAGGAGAGAGAAUUGGCAAAUCAAAACAAAAAAAACCCUAAGAAUGGCAGCCACAGCACCAGCCGCCGCAGUGCACUCAGUGCAAUGUUUCGGUCGCAAGAAGACCGCCGUCGCCGUCACCUACUGCAAAACCGGUCGUGGCCUAAUCAAGAUCAACGGUACACCAAUCGAGCUUGUUCAACCUGAGAUCCUCCGUUACAAGGUGUUCGAGCCUAUCCUUCUUUUGGGUCGCUCCAAGUUCAAUGGUGUUGAUAUGCGGAUCAGAGUCAAAGGAGGUGGACACACUUCUCAGAUCUACGCCAUUCGACAAAGCAUCGCUAAAGCACUUGUUGCGUAUUACCAGAAAUUCGUUGAUGAACAACAAAAGAAGGAGAUUAAGGACAUUUUGGUGAGGUAUGAUCGUACUUUACUUGUUGCUGAUCCUCGUCGUUGUGAGCCUAAGAAGUUUGGUGGACGUGGUGCUCGUGCUAGGUUCCAGAAAUCUUACCGUUAAGUUAAAUCAACAGGGGAGAGAGAAGAGAAAAACAGUUUUAAUGUUUGCUGCUUUUUGUUCUUUAGGUUUUCAUAUGGAUUAUUAUUUAUUAGUGGUUUUAAGAUGAUGAAUCAUCAGAUUUUUGGUUUAGUAACUACUUAAAUGUUUUGACUUGCGGAUUUGAGUUGUUUCUCAUGUCAUGUUUAAUGUUAUUUUAUGCAUGCUUCUUUUUUAAGUAUGCAAGUGUUUAA